AUGUCUGGCAAUAGUACAAUUGAAAGAUGGCUGGACAUUAUCGACAGUGAUGAUGGUAGGUCUACAGUUCGGGCAGAAAACGACAGAUACGCAGAUCGAAGAGAUGAGUCUGCUGAUCGAAGCCUUGGCGAACCAUCUCAAGCUUUACAUACCGGAUCUACUUCUAGACAUCGAGUUCAGCGGCAUAACCAUAGAACAACAGCUCACGAGAUGUACCACCUCGACAUGAAAGAUUCGACCGUAGAUCGACUGCUACCCAUCAAUGGUAGUUCGCCUCAUGGUCCAUACUCCGGAGCCGCGUCUCAGUCAAAUCUACCACGCCCAUUUUCAUCCGCAGCUUAUGCUACACAACGUCGGUAUCGAACACCCUCUCCAUCACCGCCCCCAUCGCCUCCACCACGUAUUAGAAUUAGCCGUCAACGUCCUCUCUUUUCGCCCCCUUACUCACCCCUCCGGAGUCAAAGCACUUUUACACCGGCCGCUAGAUUUCAAACGGAUCCCGGCUUGCCAUCUAUGCACCAUAGAAAUGAUUACACGAGUACUGCGAGACCAGAUCAAUAUACUGGUGCUCGGGGAGCUCAAAUACCUAGGUUUAGAACAGCUGAAGGAAAUGAUGCGUACAGAAGAUUCUUGAGAAGCGGAGCCGGAGAGAUAUAA
This is a messenger RNA of Botrytis sinoallii, 657 nucleotides long. RefSeq lists its product as uncharacterized. Lineage: Eukaryota; Fungi; Ascomycota; Leotiomycetes; Helotiales; Sclerotiniaceae. The record is from RefSeq and is a predicted model, not a curated record. The transcript has 2 exons. The coding region runs from base 1 to 657 and encodes 218 amino acids.